Messenger RNA from Cylicocyclus nassatus, 1410 nucleotides. The record is from the annotation of a GenBank genome assembly. Lineage: Eukaryota; Metazoa; Nematoda; Chromadorea; Rhabditida; Strongylidae.
AUGAAUCACGAUUUCGGGCGUGUUCCGUUGACGGAUGCACCCCGUAGCACCUUUGAUAGGUCUCACGGCUACAAAACUUGCUUCAAUUCGGGUAAGUUGAUUCCGAUUGAGGUACAGGAAGUUUUGCCAGGAGACGAAGUGAAAAUGGAUGCCAACAUUUUCGCCCGAUUGUCGCAAACUGUCACCCCAGUGAUGGACAAUGUGUUUUUGGACAUUCAUUGGUUCUAUGUUCCUUCUCGUCUCCUCUGGACUAAUUUUGUUAGGAUGAUGGGUGAGCGCCCGAAUCCGAAAGACAGUAUUGAUUAUACUGUGCCUGUUAUCAAUAGUGGUGAGUUUGGAUUUGACAUUGGCUCGUUGGCUGAUUAUUUCGGUAUUCCGACGGGCGUUGCAAAUCUUGAUGUCAAUGUUUUGCCGUUUCGCGCAUAUGCCAAGAUUUGGGAUGAUUGGUAUCGUGACACGAAUUUGCAGGACAGCAUCAUCAAUGUGGAACAGGAUUUGGGCGAUUCCAAUCCUAACUCCAUUGAUUGGAAUAAAUUGCUCCCUCGUGGCAAGAAGAAAGACUAUUUUACCUCUUGCUUACCUUCUCCUCAACGGGGAGAUGCCGUCACUGUGCCGCUCGGUUCUACCGCUCCUGUUUACGGCAUUAAUGGUGUUCCGUUGCAGUUGGUUAGUUAUGACACUACUGAUCCUUCUUAUUCCGAUAAGGUUUUUCCUGUCAAAGCCACCGGUGGCGGCGAAUCGUCCACGCUUUCCGCCACCAACAAUCCCGAAUAUGGCGGCACUGGCGACGCCUUGAAUGGUCAAUAUUUGCGCAUUGCGUCAAAGGGUGAGUUGGUUUCUUAUCCCGCCCAGUUGGAAGCCGAUUUGUCCGCGGCGGCUAAUGUCAGCGUGAAUUCGUUGCGUACUGCGUUCCAGUUGCAACGGCUUCUUGAGACUGACGCUCGUGCGGGCAAUAGGUUGCAACGCAGUGAGUACCUUGGUGGCGAAUCCAAAAUUAUCGGUAUGUCGGUAGUUAGUCAGACCUCGGCAACUGGUGAUUCAACUACUCCCCAAGGCAAUAUGGUUGCCAAUGGCACUGGUAAGAGCGUGACGGAUGUCAAUGAUGGCAGUGUUGUUGACGAUAAGGUUUUUGGUUAUCAAGAGCGAUACGCCGAAUAUCGGUACAAUCCGUCUGUCAUCACUGGCAAGAUGCGUUCGUCAGCGGCUGAUAGUUUGGAUGUUUGGCAUUUGUCGCAGUAUUUCAGCGAACUUCCUACUUUGUCCGCUGAAUUUAUUGAGGAUAAUCCGCCGUUGGCUCGGAUUAUGGCAGUACCUUCUGAACCCGAAAUCAUUUUGGAUGCCUAUUUGGCUCAAAAAUGGACUAGGGCAAUGCCCGUGUAUUCCGUUCCGGGAUUGAUUGAUCACCUCUAA